ACCCUUCCUUGCCUCAAUACCGGCAGUAUUUUAAUCGUUUAACGUAACACUUUUAUAAGAGUGAAAGCUUGUGUGGAAUUUUUAACAUAUGGCUUAAUUCAUUAAAACUCUUCACCAAUUUGGCGCAAUUGAUAUCUAGUAAAUUAAUAACUAACAUAUUGAUCGUUACGAGACCAUCUAAAAAUCAAUGACGGAGCCGGGCUUAGCUCCAUUCUGGUUAGAAUUGUAGCAAAACUCUGCAUUUAAAUAGCAAUGGAACAUCGAUAAGUCUUGGACCUCGCUCUGUUAAGUAAAAUCAAUGCAUUAACAUACUACUAAGCCUCUUCCUUCGUAAGUGCUCUUGAGCCCUGUCCAAAAAAGCAAGCAUCUUUCAGCACUGAUUCCAAUCUGGACCGCUUUGCCUCUGUAGUUCCUCGCGAGCCGAAGAGCCCCGUUAUAUCAUAGGAUACGGUACAGUUACAUUCCAGACGAGCAACGUGCAAGUAUAAAGGCCACAUUGAUCUGAACAACACAAGUCUGGGAAUGAAUAUUAAAUAUUGUGAUUAGUGCACCGUGGGGACAAGGCAUCGGUCAUAGAAGAACCUGAAGAUGCCCCCAGAGCUGGAUUCGGACGAUAGUGACGUGGAGAAGUCGCCAUCGGUCGAGAGUCAAAAGUAUAAGGUGCGUUCACAUCUUAACACGGAGUACGACAAGCAGUCCAAAAGGGACAUCAUCGACAACAUGUUUUCGUACAUAAACAGGGACCUGCUGAUUUGUAAGUUGUUCUAUUUCUUCUUUUUCGCGGCCUUUGGCUCCCUGUUUCCUCUGCUUGCCAUAUACUUCAAACAGCUAGCCAUGAACCCCACGAGGAGUGGAAUGCUGAUCGGGUUCCGACCUUUUGUGGAGUUCUGUAGUGCUCCAUUCUGGGGAAGUUUGGCCGAUAGGUACAAGAAAGGAAAACAGCUGCUUUUAUUUUCAUUAAUUUGUUGGAUAGUGUUUACUCUGGCAAUAGCGUUUGUGAAACCCCCUCACUAUAAGUGCAUAGAAUUUGGAAACUCUACCCUCCACGGACCCCCGCAGGGUUUUGACAGCCGAGGGGUGACCGGCGUCAUUGGUAGGGAAAAGAGAGAUGUAAGUGAUGAGUUUAUCUAUUCUCAUAGUGAGAUGUUACAUGCUGCUCUGAUUCAUAUACAAUCUCGGUUUAAAAGAGACUCAGAGUUUCCAGAUGGCGGUUUACCAUCAGUGGCUCCAACAACUACUUUGUCGACCAAACAACCAAUGAACAAAACUGUCUCAAGCACAACUCCUUCAACCACUACUUCAAAAGCGUCUUCCACGGCCAACCCUUCUUCCGGCGACGAACGAGACACGGGUGGAUACACCUGUCCUCCCCACAGCACGCAAUGCUUCAAAAAUAGUGACAUCCAGGACACAUUCUUUAAACUUCUUUUGCUGAUUGUCAUCGGUGAAUUUUUCAGCGCACCUGCUAUAACAUUUGUAGAUUCUAUCACCCUAGCAUACCUAGGAGAAGAUAUGGAUAAUUACGGUAGGCAGCGGAUGUUUGGGUCCCUGGGAUGGGGUCUCUCUAUGUUCUUUGUUGGGCUUGCGCUGGACCAUUCGUCCACCUUUCCGAACCACCCCUGUAUGUACACAUACGUGACUGAAAAGAACUACACGAUUUGUUUCGCCGUCUUUUCGGUCCUGAUGAGCUGUGCCUUUGUCACAGCGACACAACUCAAAUUUGACGCUCGCCAUGGCGGUGGUCAGGACAUUCAGCUGAUGGAAAUAGUUGUCAGGGUCAAGGACAAAGUCGUUGGAGCGAUCACUGGAGAAAAAACCGAAACAAAGGGAAUUUUCAAGAGCGACGAAGAUGCUGAAAUCGGGUAUUUAGAGUCGAAAGCAAGUGAAUCGAACUUGGAACGAAUAGAAAAUCAAGACCCUUCUUACCAAAACGGCCAGAAUGGGGAUGGAACUGUGAACGAAAAUGUGAAUGGUAAAAACUUGCAUAUCACUCUGCAGAAGGGCAACAAUGAUAUGGUGGAUGAUGCUGUGAAGAACUCGGGGUACACCAAUGUCGGCGGACCGGAUGACGAGGAGGAAGAACCAUUCCUUGGGAAAUGGUACGCCGUGUUGAAGAUGCUGGCCACUUUUAAGUACAUGUCGGUGCUUUUCAUUGCCUGGUUCAUGGGUUUCGGGAUUGGUCUAAUUUUUACUUUCCUGUUCUGGCAUCUACAAGAUAUUGGCGGAAGUCCCACGCUUUUCGGCAUUGCUUCCGUCUUCAACCAUAUAUCAGAGCUGAUUACUUACUUCUUUAGCAGAAAUAUUAUUAAUAAAUUUGGUCACGUGAAGGUCCUAUAUGCUGGACUGGUGGGAAACGUGUUGCGAUUCAUGUACAUUUCCUGGCUCACAAACCCAUGGUGGGUCCUACCGUUUGAGUUUGUACAAGGCCUGACCCACGCGGCUGUGUGGGCGUCUUGCUGCUCCUACGUCACCCAGGCGAUCCCUUUGGGUCUCCGGUCGUCGGCCCAGGGAAUUCUUCAGGGCCUCCAUCACGGGCUGGGAAGGGGGUGCGGCGCAGUGUUUGGGGGACUGAUGGUCUACGGUUACGGAAGUAGGAUAACUUUCCGUAUUUAUGGUGUCACGUGUUUAGUGGUGCUGGUUUUCUACGUCUCUUUGCGGUACCUUUUUGAAGACCGUAGUUCUUUCAGUUAUGGCGGGAAACAAAAGCACCAACUUAUGGAGGAGGAGUCUCCUACCUGUCACUUAGCACCGCACGGAGUUCCAUCCGGAAUAGCUCGGGAUUUAUCCAGCAGUAAACUAAAUGCUGGAUAUAACCAGCCAUUGUAUGGGACUACAUCUGCAGAAACCUAUGAUCAUUCCAAUGCUUUCCUUGAGAAACUCGCUCAUGGACAAGAACCGCAGGAUGAUUUUGGAAACGCGCCAAAAAUGCCUACGCAGGCGUAUCAGCAACAACCUCAAGGAAAUCCAAAUCCUUUCCGACCCUGAGCGGAAGUGACGUUAGUGUUCAGCUCAUUUCACAUUUCCCGGCUCCAUCGAAAGCUCACGUGAGCUUAUUGCCGUCGUCAGUUGUUCAUAUAACAUAUGUUUUAAUCAUAGCAUAGCAAAUGCGUAUGGGGUUAAAAACUAAAACUGUUCAAAUCAUGCCCAAAGUCUAUAGCUAGGAAAAUCUGUAGAAAUUAUAGAAAGUUAUUGUUAAAUUGGUACAUGUAGUGCACUUUUAAAAGAAUUUAUUGUGUACGUGUUAAAUUUACGUUUUGUGGCAGUAUUUCCUUUUAAGUUUGAUCUAGGUUUUAAAGCAAACCAUGUGAUACCCCUCCCCCCAACAUGUAUGUGUAUGAUAAGGACAGUAGAUGUGAACACAAUGCAUGUGGUACAAGCCUCAUAAUGGUUGUGUCUGGAAUGCACGAGUGAUGUGUUAUGAUGUGUAUCAUGUAGCUCGAUUUGACAGCUAAAUCGCAAGAACUUAUUUUCUUUUUGUUUAGAAUCAAUAUUUCGGUUCUUGACAAAUUGUUUUGUUAAUACCCAUAGACUGUACCUAUGUUGUUUUCAAAAAUAAAUCAUAUAAGUUGA
Messenger RNA from Magallana angulata, 3570 nucleotides. Its product is annotated as major facilitator superfamily domain-containing protein 6-A-like. Gene Ontology annotation, cellular component: membrane. The coding region runs from base 589 to 2985 and encodes 798 amino acids. The transcript is spliced from 7 exons. The record is from RefSeq and is a predicted model, not a curated record. Lineage: Eukaryota; Metazoa; Mollusca; Bivalvia; Ostreida; Ostreidae.